Pyricularia pennisetigena is the source of this 831-nucleotide messenger RNA. RefSeq lists its product as uncharacterized. The transcript has 3 exons. Gene Ontology annotation, cellular component: cytoplasm. The record is from RefSeq and is a predicted model, not a curated record. Lineage: Eukaryota; Fungi; Ascomycota; Sordariomycetes; Magnaporthales; Pyriculariaceae. The coding region runs from base 1 to 831 and encodes 276 amino acids. Gene Ontology annotation, molecular function: 5'-deoxynucleotidase activity.
AUGACCCCAACGGCCGUUGAGAGCGGCGGCCUAAAGGAGGAGGCUGUCGUCCAAAAAGGAUUCAAAGAUCCAGGAGUUGUGCCCAACCCAGUGGUAGAAGGCGUAUGGACACCCGAAAAGGUACUGGUCACUCUCACCACCGGCAAACCGACAGAGGGAUCGGAUUCCCCAGUACCAUACUAUCAUCUCCUCGAAAGGCUGAAGACCACCAAGCGCGAGGGAUGGCGCCGUUUCGGAAUUGAGAGGGGUGAAUCCAUCGCCGACCACAUGUAUCGCAUGUCCCUGAUGUCGAUGCUCGCGCCUCCUACACUCGCCCCUCGCCUCGACCUGAACAAGUGCAUCAAGAUGUGCCUGAUACACGACAUGGCCGAGUCCCUAGUCGGCGACAUAACCCCCGUCGACGGCGUCGCGAAGCCCGAGAAGGCGCGCCGCGAGGCCGCGACCAUGGACUACAUCACCUCGACGCUCCUGGGCAACGUCUACAGCGGCGGCAACACGGUCGGUGCCGAGAUGCGCGCCAUAUGGCAGGAGUACGAGGACUCUGAGACGCUGGAGAGCAAGUACGUCCACGACAUCGACAAGAUGGAGCUCAUCUGCCAGAUGGUCGAGUACGAGAAACGCAGCGAGGGCAGGCUGGACCUCGGAGAGUUUGCGUGGGUGGCUAAAAAAAUGGUCCUCCCGGAGAUGAUUGCGCGCGGCGAGGAGAUUUUGAAGGAGCGCGAGGCGUUCUGGGCCGGGAGGAACCACGUCAGGGGGGAGGUGGGCGUCGAGGGCGGCGUGUCGGCCUCUCACAUCGAGCAGUCGGACGCCUACUACAGCAAGCCCGAGUAG